Dioscorea cayenensis subsp. rotundata (Guinea yam) is the source of this 2084-nucleotide messenger RNA. Its product is annotated as 3-ketoacyl-CoA synthase 4. The record is from RefSeq and is a predicted model, not a curated record. Gene Ontology annotation, molecular function: acyltransferase activity, transferring groups other than amino-acyl groups. Gene Ontology annotation, cellular component: membrane. The coding region runs from base 229 to 1803 and encodes 524 amino acids. Gene Ontology annotation, biological process: fatty acid biosynthetic process. NCBI's taxonomy places the organism in Eukaryota, Viridiplantae, Streptophyta, Magnoliopsida, Dioscoreales, Dioscoreaceae. The transcript has a single exon.
AAAACACUCUGGAUUCAAGAAUUCACACGUUCCACAAAGACCUAACAUCAGCGUUCCAGUUAAAAAUCCAAGUUUUGGCCCGCGUUUGCUCGUCUUCUUCUUCGUCUUCUUCUUCUUCUUCUCUCCUCCGCCGCCCCGCCCCUUUCCUCCUUCUCCCCCACCUACUCCUCCACCUCAUCCUUCCUCUUUAUAUUCCAAUUCCUUCCUCUCUAGAUUCCCCUACCCCUCAUGGGUUCAAUGGCCACUCCAAAUCAAGAUCAACAUCACCAAAAGCAUCAUCUUCAACCUCUGGCGCCGGCGCCGGCACCGGCACGCCGACUCCCAGACUUCCUCCAAAGCGUAAACCUAAAGUACGUGAAACUCGGGUACCAUUACUUAAUAACGCAUCUAAUCACUUUCCUACUCUUCCCUCUCAUCGUCAUCAUCCUCCUCGAAGCCGCCCGCACCGACCCCGAUGAACUCCGUCAGCUCUGGCUCCAUCUCCAGUACAACCUUGUCAGCGUCCUCGUCUUCUCUGCUAUCCUCGUCUUCGCCUCCACCGUCUACAUCAUGACCCGCCCCCGCGCUGUUUUUCUUAUUGACUUCGCUUGCUACCGCCCUGAACCCCAUCUCAAAGCUCCGUUCCUUGCGUUCAUGGAGCAUUCCCGGCUGUGCGGCGAGUUCAAUGAGUCAGCGCUUGAGUUCCAGCGCAAGAUCCUUGAGCGCUCUGGUCUCGGGGAAGAAACCUAUUUUCCUGAAGCCAUGCACCAUCUUCCCCCCAAUCCAUCCAUGGCUGCCGCCCGUGCUGAGGCUGAGCAGGUGAUGUUUGGUGCCCUAGAUAAUCUGUUUCGCUCCACUGGUGUGAAUCCCAAGGAUAUUGGUGUUCUUGUUGUCAAUUGCUCACUUUUCAAUCCCACCCCUUCGCUUUCCGCCAUGAUCGUUAACAAGUACAAGUUCCGGGGCAACAUCCGGAGCUUUAAUCUCGGUGGCAUGGGCUGCAGUGCCGGCGUCAUCUCCAUCGACCUCGCUCGUGAUCUUCUCCAGGUGCAUGGUUCCUCCUACGCUGUUGUUGUCUCCACUGAGAACAUCACGCAAAACUGGUACUUUGGGAAUCGCAAGUCUAUGCUUAUCCCUAACUGUUUGUUCCGUGUCGGCGGUGCUGCGGUGCUUCUAUCUAACCGCCGUUCUGACCGCCGCCGAGCCAAAUACCGGCUUGUCCACGUCGUGCGCACGCACAAGGGCGCUGAUGACAAUGCGUUCCGCUGCGUGUAUCAAGAGCAGGACGAAGUAGGAAAGGUCGGUGUGUCCUUGUCCAAAGAUCUCAUGGCCAUCGCCGGCGGUGCCCUCAAGACCAACAUCACCACCCUUGGCCCUCUUGUUCUCCCGAUCAGUGAGCAACUCCUCUUCUUUGCCACUCUUGUUGCCAAGAAGCUCUUCAAUGCCAAAGUCAAGCCUUAUAUACCUGACUUCAAGCUUGCAUUUGAUCACUUCUGCAUCCACGCUGGUGGCCGUGCAGUCAUUGAUGAACUGGAAAAGAACCUCCAGCUCUCUCCUGUCCAUGUUGAAGCAUCCCGAAUGACUUUACACAGGUUCGGCAACACCUCCUCGAGCUCCAUUUGGUAUGAGCUUGCUUAUAUUGAAGCCAAGGGCCGAAUUCGGAGGGGUCACCGGAUCUGGCAGAUUGCCUUCGGUAGCGGGUUUAAAUGCAACAGUGCUGUAUGGGAGGCCCUCUGCAAUGUGAAGGCCUCGUCCCACAGCCCGUGGGCAGAUUGUAUCAAUUCGUAUCCCGUUCAGGUUGUUGAUGGGCACAUUGCUUCACAAUAGUAGUAGUUGGCCUCUAAAUAUGUUGCAGUUGAUCUCUGGUUGGAUGAAUCUCUUACAAACAACACCAUCAAAGGGGUAUUCUUCUCCAGUACAUCACGCAUAUCUAUAAUUUAGUUUGCUAUUUAAUUCUUAAGCUAUUUAGUGUGCCAGCAAAAACUGUUCUGAUUCUUCGAUUGUGAUUCUUGUACUUUGAUAGUGUGAAUGAUUUUGGGUCCUUUGUCUUCUUGUGAACUAGUUAAUUCUCACUCUGUUAAAGAGAAGCUUUGCUUCGAUUGUGUGCA